UGUACUGCAGUUGGAGCAUCCUUCCGUCAUGGCGUCUGUGUGGGGAAAAUCGCUUUCAAACCCGGCGUUUUUGAGCACAUUUCUCCUUAUUUUGCUGUGUCUCCCGCCCGGAGGAGGACAGAAGAAGAAGGAGAACCUGCUGUCGGAGAAGGUGGAGCAGAUGAUGGAGUGGUCAUCGCGGCGCUCUGUCAUCCGGAUGAAUGGGGACAAGUUUCGGCGUUUUGUGAAGGCCCCACCCAGAAACUACUCCGUCAUCGUGAUGUUCACAGCUCUCCAGCCUCAAAGACAGUGCUCCGUGUGCAGGCAGGCUAAUGAGGAGUACCAGGUGCUGGCUAACUCAUGGCGCUACUCAUCCGCUUUUUCCAAUAAGCUCUUCUUCACUGUGGUGGACUAUGAUGAGGGAGCUGACGUUUUCCAGCAGUUAAACAUGAACAGCGCUCCGACCUUCAUGCAUUUCCCGGCCAAAGGAAAACCAAAGAGGGCUGACACUUUUGACCUGCAGAGGAUUGGAUUUGCCUCAGAGCAGCUGGCCAAGUGGAUCGCUGACCGCACAGAUGUUCAGAUCCGUGUCUUCCGUCCUCCCAACUAUUCGGGCACCAUUGCUCUGGCGCUCUUGGUCUCUCUGGUCGGAGGCCUGCUGUAUCUGAGGAGGAACAACCUGGAAUUCAUUUACAACAAAACAGGAUGGGCCAUGGCUGCUCUGUGUGUGGUGUUCGCAAUGACGUCUGGUCAGAUGUGGAAUCAUAUCCGAGGCCCUCCCUACGCGCACAAAAACCCCCAGAAUGGACAAGUGAGUUACAUUCACGGGAGCAGCCAAGCCCAAUUCGUCGCAGAGUCUCACAUCAUUCUUCUCCUGAAUGCUGCUAUCACUAUGGGCAUGGUGUUACUGAAUGAGGCUGCAACUUCCAAAGGAGACGUGGGCAAGAGGAGAAUCAUCUGCCUGGUGGGCCUUGGCCUGGUGGUGUUUUUCUUCAGCUUCCUGCUCUCCAUUUUCAGGUCCAAGUACCACGGAUACCCCUACAGCUUUCUUAUUAAGUGAAAAAUGAAAGAAGAUGAGGCCAAAGGAUGGAAGCAAGGGAACUCAUGAGGAACUUGAAAGAAGCCAAGGCAUUAUCCAUCGGGUCCGUCGUGUGUUUGUUUUUUAUUAUCACUGUCACUUCUGCGGAUAGAAUAAAAAGUAACUUAUUACUCAAUACACUGGAAUAUAAAGCUUCUAAUGUGUUGCACAGUUGAGCAUAUCUCUGUUUCCAUGAAUAAUGUAAAACCAAGCAUUUCCAUAAGUGGUUGCAAUUGUACGGUAGCUUUU
This is a messenger RNA of Periophthalmus magnuspinnatus, 1306 nucleotides long. RefSeq names its product tumor suppressor candidate 3 (gene tusc3). Gene Ontology annotation, cellular component: oligosaccharyltransferase complex. The record is from RefSeq and is a predicted model, not a curated record. The transcript has 10 exons. NCBI's taxonomy places the organism in Eukaryota, Metazoa, Chordata, Actinopteri, Gobiiformes, Gobiidae. Bases 29 to 1039 code for a protein of 336 amino acids.